AUGACGAUCCAUCAAUCCGACCCCAAAAAGAAUGCGAGACCAUUGGAAAAAAAAAAUACUCUCCGCGACGGGGAAUUGAACCCCGGUCUACCAUGCGACAAACGGUAA
This is a messenger RNA of Debaryomyces tyrocola, 108 nucleotides long. The record is from the annotation of a GenBank genome assembly. NCBI's taxonomy places the organism in Eukaryota, Fungi, Ascomycota, Pichiomycetes, Serinales, Debaryomycetaceae.